CUGCUCGUAUGAUCUUUGAGAACAUGGUGUGUUGGUGGAUCAGCAGCCGGCCAGCCAAGGCAUCAAGACAACAACACAGCAGACAGCAAUAUUUUAAGGACUGCGACGAAAUGUAUCCAAUAAAUGUAUGCAACGGAGGACUGUGAUUGCUGUUGGAUUGUGUCGGGGGACCGAGAAGGAGAAGGGAAAACCUGAUUUACUGCUGUGUUUUUGGAAAGAAGACCGAAGGUGGAGCUGUGCUGGAAUCGCAUCGCCUCUUUUGCUCGCUCGCUGAUGUGCAACUUUGUGUCCGAUUUUUGCACGGAGACGAGGCUAUUGGAUACGCCGAGCUGGGACUUGCAUGGACUCUCGCUAUUUCCAGUGACACUAGCGUGCAGACAUGUUAGCCUUUCAUUUUGUAGUCGUAGCGGGUUAACCGGAUCGUUAGCCAGCCAGCUAGCGCGCAGGGUCGCUGCUCAAAGCCGACCACAAAGCGCCUCGGGUCCGCGUUAGCGCUAACGCCAUGCCGCUGGUUCAAAGCGGCCCAUUAGAGCUAACUUCGGCGAGCUAACGUUAGCUGGACAACGCACGUCGCUUUGGGUGGGCGUUAUCACUCUCCACAGUGGUCUAAGUAAAUGAGUCACGACAUAAAAUCCAGGCGUACGUUUAACUUUCGAUUUGCACUGUGUUUACUUUUACUAUUAGCCCACAACGGCUGGACUGGCUAAUAGCGUAGCCUGCUAAUUAGCUAGCCUGCCUGUUAGCCACUGGGUUUGUUGUUGUUUACAGUGGGCUGGAAUUUAAAUUUCUUCCAGUUAACGUCAAAGCGAGCUUCAAAGUUACAGCGGUGUUAAAUUUUCCCUUUUUUUGUUUAUUUGUAAGCCCGAGGUACGUUCUUGUGUGUGUUUAGUAAUUUGCACUAGCUAGCAAUUAGCCACCCGUCAGUACGUUUAACAUAAGUAAUGAAAAUAACCGAGCUUUAACUGCGAAGGCAUCAGGCUCAGAAAGGUUGGCUUGUUCCCGAUUAUUUCGGCUGGCGUGUCUGCUCAAAGCUCCACACGUAAACAAGUCUCUGUGUGUGUGUAUGUCUGGCUGAGCUUUUAGUGUUUGCUUUUCAUGCUAUCACUAAAUCUCCAUUUACAUGAAUCCGGUGGUAUUAUCCGCGAGUCAGUUAAUGCUCGUCCUUGCAGUCACUUUGAGCUUUGAUGAAUUAGCUUUUCACGCACACACUGACAGACAUGGUUGCUGUUGUCCUCCUGCAGCACACUGAGACACAUCAGCCGUUCAUUCAUGAUUGAUGACCUGAGGAAGCCGGUUGUCAUUUCUUUUUUUUUUUCCCCCCACUACAGCCAAACCACCCCAUCUCUGCCACUUUUAAGCUGCUUGUUAAUGUUUUGUAACCACUAAUGCAACCUAGUGGUGAAGCAUACUGUGAAGACGAGUUUUGGGUGUCAGUUUUUAAGCGGCACUUUGUUUUAAACUCCCAUCGAUUUCUAACCGGAGCCGGUGGUGUGGAUGGGAACAUGAGGAGGGCCCUGUCAGAUCUGAACCAGCUUCUGAGUGGUUUCAGGGUCUGAUCCGAGCGCAGAAGAGAAGAGAGCCCCACUGAGAGCGUGGAUUGAAAACUGAAGAGGAAAGAGACGACGGCGGCGAUGAUGAUGAUGAUGAGGAUAAGGAUAAAAGUGGCCCAGUGACAGUGUUGAUCCCACACCGGCAGGAAGCAGAGGACUGUCAGAAGGCUGCAGGCAUGAGUCUCCGACAACCCACCUCCACGCUGGACAGCCCCUUUGCCGCUUGGCUCAGCAGUCUGACCAUUGGCGACUCGGAGCGCAAAUCCUCCUCCACUCAGCAGAGGGAGCCCGUGGCAGAAGUCAUAGCUGAGAGCGCAGCAGCUCCUGGCCUGGUCCAGAGAUGCGUGGUGGUGCAAAAGGAUCAGCUGGGCUUCGGCUUCACAGUGUGCGGUGAGAGGGUGAAGCUCGUGCAGAAUGUCCGACCAGGCGGUGCAGCAGUCAAAGCCGGGGUUCAUGAAGGGGAUCGCAUCAUAAAGGUGAACGGCUCGCUGGUGUCCGCCAUGUCGCAUCAGGAGGUGGUAAAGCUCAUAAAGUCCGGACCGUACGUCGCUCUCACGCUGCAAGGGCCGCCCCCGUCAGCCGCCACCGUGCCCCUCGAGCCCCUCCCCACUGACUUCGCAGCCAAUCGAAGAACGUCCCUAGGAGGAGAGGCUCCGCCCCCUCCACCUCCCCCAUUGCCCUCUGGACUAAGCGGCACCCCUUCCCAAAGAAUCACAGGACCCAAACCACUACAGGACCCAGAAGUACAGAAACAUGCUACUCAGAUACUCAGGAAAAUGCUCGAGCAGGAAGAGGCCGAGCUGCAGGACUUAAUGGACAAGCAGCUGAAGAACCCGUCUCCAUCGCUGGAGGAGCGGAUCGAGAGCGCCAAGAGGAGGGCUCACCAAGUCCGGAUCAAGAUACAGCAAGAUACGGAGGGAACAAGAUCGGAAUCAGCCACGAGUUACCUUAUAGCAGGAGAAGGACGCCUGUCAGUGGACUCCAGUGAAGGAGACAUGGAGGCCUGUGAGAGUCCCCACUCCUCCCCCUUAUUUUCCUUCAGGACCCCCCUACACCGAUGCCAGAGCUCCGACACACACACCCUGUCUGACUCGGGUGGGAAGGCCCAGAUCAUCGGCCCAGAGGAGGAAGACGAAGAUGGCUGUUUGCUGAAUGAGAUGGAUGGUCCGUUCCAGGACAUUGAGCUGUUGAAAACACGACCUGCACACAUGACAGUGUUCAUGAGAUACGUCUUCACCCAGCUCCUGGAUCCCAACCCUCUGCUGUUUUACCUGUCAGUAGAGGCUUACCUUGGAUCCAGUCCUAAAGAUGCCCGUGCACUUGCACCUCAGAUCUGCUCCCAUUUCCUUGAUCCAGAUGCUCCACUGAAAAUCAAAGUAAGAGAGGAGUACCUCACAGAUAUCGAAGGCAGACUUCAUGCCCAGGAGGACAUCAGGGGACCUCUGUCAGAGCUGCAGCAGCAGGUGCUGCCGGACAUCCAGGACCAGAUACAAGACUACAGAAACAAGCAGAUGAUGGGUCUCGGCUCUCUGUUUGGAGAAGGAGACCUGCAGCACCUUGAUGGAGACCCGGCGAAAGAGAAACAGGUGGUGGAGAAACAGGUCACCGCUCUCUGGGAGAUACUAUCAAAGCAUGAAGAGGACAGAAGUUCUCCUCUGGCAUCAGCUGUGCUCCUUUACCUGCGACACUCUGGCAUUAAGCUCAGGGACUCCAAAGUCUUCCCCGGUCUGAGCACAGAGAAGGAGAAGUGGCUCGCUUUCUUAAAGACGAAGAAGCUGAGUGUUGUCAAGAAAGAAAAAGAUGGCGAGGAUAAGAAGAGAAAUCCCAUCCUGAAGUACAUCGGCAAACCCCGGACCGCAUCCCAGUCCACAUUCCAUAUCCCGUUGUCACCCACCGAAGUUCGUCCCGGCAGCGUGAGGAACAUCAUCCAGCAGUUUGAGAAUCACACGGAGGCCGAGGAGGAGGGGGGGGAGGGCGCCGACGCCCAGACGCUCUCCUCUAGCAGCCUGGGGUACGAAGGCAUGGACAGCCCCACCGUCUCAGUCCGCUUGGCGCGCAGCGAGUCCCUGAAAGCUCAGGGGGAAGGUCGCCGGCGGGGAGUCGCCUCGGGGGCCGAGUCUGUGCCCCGCUCCCGCAGCGAUGUGGACAUGGAGGACUGCGGGGAGGAGAGGGAAGGUCCGGGCCUCAGGCCGCUGCAGCACAGCACCUCGUCAUCAGCGUCCAGCAGCUCCAACCGGUCUCUAGAGAACCCUACACCCCCAUACACCCCUCGGUCUAGACGCAGGAGCAUGGACUCGUCGCCGGGCAGGCUGCCAGACACUAUAUCGCUGGAGGAGGAAGUCUCUGACGGACAAAACUGGCAGGACACGGUCACGCCCCAUGUCCUCGCAGGGCUCAGCCCGAGAGAAGUGGACAGGCAGGCAGUCAUAUACGAGCUCUUCACCACUGAGGCGUCCCACCUGCGAACUUUGCGAGUCCUGGACCAGGUUUUUUUCCAGAAAAUGAGAUCUGUGCUGAACUCGGACGAGCUCGCCUGCAUCUUUCCCAAUCUUCACAAAGUGUACGAACUCCACGAAAGACUGUGUGAGGCAAUGAAGAAGCGGCGAGAAACUCCUAUCGUUCAGGACAUCGGGGAUGUGAUGCUGGCCAGGUUCGAAGGCGCAGCUGGAGACGAGUUUCAGGAGCAGGCGUCCCAGCUGUGCUGCCAGCAGUCUCAGGCUCUGGAGCUCAUCAAGAACAAACAGCGGAAAGACCCCCGCUUCGCUCACAUUAUCCAGGAGUGUGAGGCGAGUCCUCUGUGUCGGAGGCUGCAGCUCAAAGACCUGCUGGUGUCCGAGAUGCAGCGACUCACCAAGUACCCUCUGCUGCUGGACAACAUCAUUAAACACACGAAGGCUGGCUCUUCGGACCUCCCCUCCCUCCGGCGCGCGCAGGCUUGUUGCCGAGGGAUACUGCAGGCCGUCAACGAAGACGUCAGGGAGACGGAACACCGGCAGCGCCUCAGCCAGUACCAGCGCAGACUGGACGCCGCCCCUCAGUUUAAGAGUUUGGACCUCACCACAAAGAGGAUGAUUCACGAAGGUCCUCUCACCUGGAAACUCAGCAAAGAUAAGCAGAUAGAGAUCCAGGCGCUGCUGCUGUCGGACUGCCUGGUCCUCCUCCAGAGGGGCCCGGACGAUCGGCUGCAGCUGCGUUUUCCGUCCCGCUGGCUGGGCGGAGGCGGAGGAGGCAGCGGAGACAACAAGACCUCGUUCAGCCCUCUGGUGAAGCUGGAAUCGCUGCUUGUUCGCUCCGUAGCUACAGACAACAAAGCCCUGUACGUCAUCAGCACCACGGAGAGGCAGAUCUACGAGCUGGUGGCCGGGACGUCGUCGGAGAAAAACACUUGGAAAGAUUUACUUGAAAAGAGCAUCUGUCCGGAGGGCGGCUCGUCCCCUCUAUGCGAGCAGAGGCCACCUUUACCAUCCCCCAGCGUGCGCAGUGCGUCUCCAAACAACAGCAGCGCCGGUGACGACAACUCGAUCGCGGAGCAGUCGGAACCCCUGGAGACGCACUCCAACGAUGACGCCGCCUCAGACAACACGCCCAUGGACCAGUCGGGAGCUUUCACCUGCGGGGAAACGGCCACUGCCUGUGUGGCAGAGGCUGCUUUAGAGGAUGUCGAGAGACUGCGGGAGCUCAUAUUACGAGACCUGGAAGAGGACGGCCAGAGCCACAAUUCGGACGACACGCCCACCAACGAGACGGCCAACGGCAGGAGCUUGUUCGGUGAGAGGCAGCGGCCUCACUCUUUCGAGACCGUCCUCAAAUUCAGCACGGACGACUGCGAGGCCGAGCCGGAGGACAUUCCUAUCCCAGACACGGGGCAACAGGGCGUCAAGGUCGUGAGGAAAGCUGUGGUUGCGGGUCCUCCUUCCUCUUCUUCUUCUGUCCCUGACGAUGUCACGCCCUCCUCCGAUCAAUCAUCCGAGUCGAGAGACGAGGCCCAAACGCAGGGGAACUUUUUCUACUUGAUGAUGCCCACAGACCAGGGAGAGAGCAUCACCGACGAUCUCACCGACCCUCCCACGCCCACCGUCGCCCACUUCCCUCCGCCCCUGGAGGAGGGGGUGUCGGCGUGGACGGGGGCGGGCGAGGAAGCGCUCGCCUUCCCGCCGGAGUCCGACCGGGCGGAGGCGGAAGAAGCGCGCCAGAGGACGCAGCAGAGUCACGUGAUUAAAAACGUGGAUGAGAUUUUUCACACUAUCGAGGGCCUGAUGAGCAAGCUGCGGAAACUGAAGGACAUAGAGAAAGCCCACCACAAGCUCCUAGAAAGCCUCAGAGAUCCCUCCAUCAAUCAAGAGUCAGAGGACCAACGGUGUUGCUCAGCAACCGUCUCCAGGACGCCAUCUUUAGAUCGCAGCUCAGGAGACGGUAAAGAGGGGAGUCCAGCUGAGCCCAAACUUUUAUCAACCGGAUUCUGAGGAGGUUAGACGCACUCUGACUAACUUCAUCUUGAUUGUUGGCAUACACGUGCACCUUUACCUACCCACUGUCAGACUCUAGCGCCCCCCCCACAUGCCUCCUCUCCCCCCAGCACGCACCAGCCAGCGGCGCAGAACGUUAAAAAGACCAUCGCAACCUUUCUUUUUUGUUUGCUUCUGUCGCCCUGGGAUACCAGGAAGGUGGUCGGACCCGCCGAGGUUUUCCGAGGUCUUCGGACUUCCACCCAUACCAUGAGGGAAUAUAAGGACACUGAAGAAAAAGUAUGAAGGAACAAAAAGAGAAAGAAGACAAGUUGACUGGAAAUGGGAAAAAAAAAAAAAAGUUGGAAGAAGUAUUGAAAGUGGAAAACUGACCAAGUUGGAUAUUAGUGAAGGAAAAUGACUUUGUAUGUAUGGCUUUGAAGAGCUGGUUGAAGGAAUGGAGCAGAAAAGUGUCGAAAUGUUAAUUUAAGGAGAAAUCUGAGGAACCCCAGCACUUUACCCACAACGCAUCUCUCUGUCAAUUCGUCCUGUGAAGUGGACAGAUCAGGGACUGGAGGAUUCAGGCUUCGUUUGAGCAGAGGGGGGGGAGGGCAGUGCUGGAGCCAAGAUGGCGUCCGGCCCCCUCGGCCCCUCCGACUGGUUGCUUUACACUGAGUUCACCUGCCGCCUCGGCCGAAGGACUGUGUCUAUAUAAUUCAGGUUAUUUGCACUGGGUAAGGAAACCAAUUUCACACAAGCACCAUGUAACUGUCGUUCAUCUCUGACACUCACUGUGGAAGAAACACUAGAGUUUAGACUCACUCACAUGCUUAAACUACAUGAAGGCGGUUCGUUUACCAGAUUCAUACUCAGUUUCAUUUUAGAAUCACUAGUGCACUGUUUACUACUGAAGUGCUGGCAGGGUUUCUCUUCAGCGCUGCUUCAGAGGCAUGCAGGGAUCUCAGCGGUUCAUAUCUCAGCUCUUCUGAUCAUGUAAAGUUCUUUUUUUUUUUUUUUUUUUUUUAAGUUUAAACAUUCAGGAGAUUUUUUUUUGGAUGUUCCAGACUCUAGACGGGCGGUGUCGGCAAGCGCGAUUAACGCGGGGCAGGCAAAUACAGAUUCAAACCCAGAAACUUGAAUUUUCACCGAAAACGCGAAGCGUCGCACCGGCGUCGCCGUCGUUGUUCUGCGGCGCGUGGUGUAAAUAUGGCGACUUCCCUGGUAAAUACUGUGAACCAGCACCUCCUCCCCAUCUCCCAUACGUAGAGUCGAUAACCUCCCAGCACACUACCCACGCCGUGAAAGAACUGCGCUCUUUACCAAGUAAUUUUACAGCAACGGGAGCUCCUUCCCAAUGGAGGUUUCAUUUAGCAGGAGAAAGAUAAAGCUUUGUAAGAAUAGUUUGAAAUUUGGGAAACACUCUCACUUUCUCACUUGUCCAAACAAUUGACUGACUAAGGCGGAAAAAGUGGACGGGGGCCUUCUCCAAGGAUUGCCUCCAAACAUUCCAAACACUAAUCUAACGUAUUACAUCUUCCUUUGUCCUGGAGUUGUUCAGAAGACGUUCAGGACUCCAACAUGCAGCUUUUUUUUAACACUAUGUUCAUCUAGCCAAGUUAAGCUAGCCAUUUGUAACGCACACAAACAAGAGAGGCACUAAAGCGCAUUUCCCAGAAGUCAGACUAUUCCUACGACUAUUUUUGGAUCAUCCUUGAUGUUCCUUACUUCCUUAAGCAAGCAUAACCAGCAAAGACUGACACUAAAGCCAAGUGCUUUUCUACUUUUUCCUCCGACUGCGGACUAAGUGUCUGCUGCCACUACUACUAAUAACAGAAAGGUGAAAGCCUACCUCUUAGUUAGACUUUUAUUCCGGCGGUCGGUGAUGAGAGACGGUUUCGUUGUUCCCCAUUUCGGUUGGUCCGCGAGUUGCACAUGUGAUGGUGUUCAUUUUAAAAAGAUAAUUUUGCAAGUCAAGAAAAUCUUUUUCGUUUGAAAGCAACACUAAUAUCAUCCUACAGAAAGAAGGAAAAGGCAUUAAAAAAGGAGCUUGUGGAGAAAUGUUAUCGCGUAUUUAGUGGUUCAGAUUUUCCACAAACCGUCACUUUGAACACUAUCUUUUAAAACACACCAUGUGUGACUCCUGGUCCAAUCCUUCCAAAUGUGGUUUCUCGUCAUCUACUACCGUACCCCCCAAAAAAAGAAGGUCCCGAGCAGGUCCAUCGGAAGUGGUGAGACAUCACCUCUCUACACCCGGCAGAAAGGAAAAUCCAUAUUUAAACCAUUACAAGUAAACAACUCGUAACCAAGUGCAGAUUUUUUUUUUUUUUUUUUUAAAUACACAUCUCUUGCUGAACAGAAACACUGGACUCAAUUAGAUUUGAGCUGGUUUCAAAUACUAACUGAGGAGUCUGUCAUCAGCGUCAGGAUUAUUUACAACAACGCUACCAAACACCAAACUGAACCAAACCAGGAGCAGGUUCCAUUUCACAGCGGCGUCAUCGUCACGUUUCACUGUCUGGUAGGGAAGCAUUUCACUCUUCGGCCGUCGCACUCUGAAAGAGGAGCGGCUGUUGGGUUUGUACAAAGAAAAUGAAAUGCAACUAAGGAAAAAGAAAUGAUAGCAGUGCUACUGAUUGUCGGCUUUUUUUUCUUUCUUUUUUUUUAAUUUUUUUUUUUACAUAAUUGAAAAAGGAAUUUGUUGUUGCUAAAAAUAUAAAAAUGUUCUACCAAAGUGAAAUAUUUCUUCAGAGUUGUCGAAGAGGACGCUUGGUCAAACACCUCAGACCUGGACACUGAAGACUUGUUAGUGUGAAGGUCUGAGCUGGUUGAAUAAAAAAACUAAAUAAAUCUUUCCAUCAUUUCCUUCCUUCUCAUCCCUCACUACACUAUUUUUUCACCUCCACUUUCUACCUCUACACGUCUUUCUAUCUCCAGUCAUUUCUUUUUCAUCCCUUUUUAUCUUGUACAUUGACACAAGCGCCGUAAACAAGCUAUAACUGAUUCCAUUUUUUUUAAUAUCUUGCACAAACAAAACUUCCCUGCACAGUGCAAACUACUGUAUGCAUAAACACGACUUUCAUCUCGUUGUCUUUUUGUUUUGUCUUUUUUUAAAAAAAAAAAUCUUGUUCACACAUGUUAUAUAGAGAUCAGACCCACUUGUUUUAUAUAUGUUAAUUUUUUUCUGUAAAGCCUUAGUCCUCGUAUUCGAUUUUAUUUUUGUAGAUAUGAUUAAAAAAGGAUGUAUAAAUUAUUUUCUUCUCCUUUUUGUUUUUAAAAUUGGUGAGAUUGUUAGCUGCACAGAAGGAAAAAAAAGCUGUCUCAAAUUCAUGUGUUUUGUGAGAUUAAAAAGAAACUGGAAAAAAAAA
Mugil cephalus (flathead mullet) is the source of this 9360-nucleotide messenger RNA. It is a transcript of the gene arhgef11, whose product is annotated as Rho guanine nucleotide exchange factor (GEF) 11. Gene Ontology annotation, molecular function: G protein-coupled receptor binding; guanyl-nucleotide exchange factor activity. Gene Ontology annotation, cellular component: cytoplasm. NCBI's taxonomy places the organism in Eukaryota, Metazoa, Chordata, Actinopteri, Mugiliformes, Mugilidae. The record is from RefSeq and is a predicted model, not a curated record. The transcript is spliced from 42 exons. Bases 1727 to 6013 code for a protein of 1428 amino acids. Gene Ontology annotation, biological process: intracellular signal transduction; G protein-coupled receptor signaling pathway.